Molecule: messenger RNA, 2034 nt
Organism: Plectropomus leopardus (leopard coralgrouper)
Lineage: Eukaryota; Metazoa; Chordata; Actinopteri; Perciformes; Serranidae
Gene: spout1
Product: SPOUT domain containing methyltransferase 1
Biological process (GO): miRNA processing; maintenance of centrosome location
Cellular component (GO): spindle pole centrosome; mitotic spindle; kinetochore
Molecular function (GO): miRNA binding
Source: RefSeq, a predicted model, not a curated record
AACACGAAUUGCGACCCGGAAGUGUCUAAACUUCACGUGUUGGUGCGUGUAAAAAUGUCUACCGGCGUUGCAGCGAAAAGACCCAAAACUGUGCCCUCUCAGCCGGAAGAGAGGGUGGACUGGAAGAAAAGGAAAGCAGAAAUAAAAGAGGCUAAGAAGAAAAAGAAAGAGGGUAAGCUGAUCAAACAGUUGGAAAAGCAGAAACAGCAAGACGCCGCAGAUGGAGCGCACCAUGAACAAAGCCAAAACAAAAAAGGUCGGGCUUACACGGUGAGCGUGGCUCUGCCAGGCUCUGUCCUGGAUAACGCUCAGUCCACUGAACUCCGUACAUACCUGGCUGGACAGAUCGCCCGAGCCUGCGUCGUGUUCUGUGUCGAUGAGAUCGUCGUGUUUGACGAACAAGGGGAAGAUGUCAAGAGCGUUGAAGGAGAAUUUAAAGGUGUUGGGAAGAAAGGACACGCUUGUAUUCAGCUUGCCAGAAUACUUCAGUACCUGGAAUGUCCACAGUAUCUGCGCAAGUGGUUUUUCCCAAAGCAUCAAGAUUUACAGUAUGCAGGUUUGCUGAACCCUUUAGAUAGCCCUCACCACAUGAGGAUCGAUGAUGAAUCAGAAUACCGGGAAGGAAUCGUCCUCGAGAGGCCGAUCAAACAAGGAAAAGGCUCAUUGGUUAACUGUGGAAUGAGGAAGGAUGUUCGGAUUGAUAAGCAGCUGCAGUCUGGACUUCGAGUCACAGUGAAGCUCGAUAAGACACAGAAUCAAGAGAGUAAACUGUGUAAAGGCGUGGUGGUGGCUCCUCACCUGCCCAGGACCGAAGGAGGUCUCUACUGGGGUUACACUGUCCGCCUGGCAUCUUGCCUCAGUGCAGUUUUUACAGAGAGUCCGUAUGAAGACGGAUACGAUCUGACGGUUGGCACAUCAGAGCGAGGCAGCAACGUCGACCAAACAACUCUGUCACCUUUCAAGCAUCUUUUGGUAGUUUUUGGAGGUCUUCAAGGACUGGAGGCCAGUGUAGACUCUGACCAAAACUUGGAUGUGACUGACCCCAGUGUUUUAUUUGACCUUUACCUCAACACAUGCCCCGGUCAGGGCAGCAGGACCAUUCGCACAGAGGAGGCCAUCUUGGUUUCCAUGGCGGCAAUGAGACAGAAGAUCACAGCAGCCUUUUCAGAUGUUUCCAACGGUUCAUUAAAGAAUUAGUGAUGGAGGAAAACAAAGACAUGCUGGCAGAAGUUUUAUCAUCUAACUGGUCUUCACCAUGGAGUUGUUCAUCUUCCACUGUAAGACCUUUGUAGCAUUUCUUACUGUCUAAACAGCUUUUAUGUCAAACUUCACAUCAGUGCAUCAUGUGCAGUCAGCACUGGAUACCUUCUUAUUUGAUCUCCGAUCUGUAUGUCUGUGUUUGUAGAUGUUUGAUAAAUUGUACAUAUUUAAAUACAAAUACUAUCCAGAGACUUGAACUGACUCAUGUUGUAUUUUUCAAAGCAUAUAAUUUGUUUUUGAUAAAACAAUACAGAACUCUUCAUGAAAAAUAGCAUUGAGACUGACACAACAUGGACAAACAAAUGGCACUGAAUAUUUUCAUCAACAAACACCAGAGUCGGCUUCAGGUUUCUGAGCGAGUAGGUCAAACACAUGCCUGUGUUAAGAGAAAGUGGCCCAUCUGCUUUUAAUGCAAAACUACGGGCUUUUACAGAUUUCACAUUGUGUUGCAGAUGCAGUACUUUCCAGCUGCCAUGCAUGCCGCAUGCAUCUGCCCCUUUUUAUGUGAGUAUUUUUCCUCAUUCAGACAAGAAAGCCAGGGACAGAUUCCAGUUUACUGCCAGGUUUACACUAGGCCUGCGGUAUUUUUUUGGGUUAGUUGAAGGACAACUUUUUGUGGAUGGGCUUGAUAUGCACAAGCUUUCCAGAUUAUUUGGUACACCCUGAAAAAACUGAUAACAACAGUCCUGCAAUAAAUAACCUUAUAAUGUUCAGUUUUAGAGAGGUGGCCAUUCAACUUUUACUUUUUUAGUUUGAAGUGCUAGUGAAUUGUAU